Molecule: messenger RNA, 7510 nt
Organism: Zootoca vivipara (common lizard)
Lineage: Eukaryota; Metazoa; Chordata; Lepidosauria; Squamata; Lacertidae
Gene: CUL7
Product: cullin 7
Biological process (GO): ubiquitin-dependent protein catabolic process
Molecular function (GO): ubiquitin protein ligase binding
Source: RefSeq, a predicted model, not a curated record
CAGCUGGUAGGCUGGAUAAAAUAAGGGAGACUGCCGACGAGGCUCGCCCGCCCAAGGGGUUGCGGGGUGGCGGCGGUUGUUGUUUUGCGUGUGUGUAUUAAUGUUGUGAUGGGUUUUGUGGGGUGGGGUUGCGAGUGAGAUUAUUUUAUAAUAUCGAGGCUUCCGGCAGUAUCGAACCGGCAGCUGUCGAGCGUCCAAGGCUCGCGCGCCUCCUAAGUUCCAUGGGGACCCCGCCCCCUGCCAUCGCUUCAGGAGACCUCGUGGGGAGCUGGGGCGAGGUGGCCGAGCCCGAUCUGAAGCUGCAGCGCAGCGCAGUGUUACCACAUAUAUAUGAUAACAUAUAUAUCAUGCAGCACAGUGUCGUUUUAUCUUGUAUCUAUCUAUGCUUUAUCAUUAUUUUAUUUAUGUAUUAAAUAUGUAGAUACACACAUAGAGCCUCGCGAUAAGGUUUGCAGCUGGCCCAGUAAUAAAUCGAAAUAUCAAAAGGAGUCCACUUCAUGGGAUACAACCUUUGUGGGACUGUGCGCAGGCUCAAGCCAUGAUAGAUUUGGAAGUCUCUAUGGUGCUAUUUCACCUUUCUCUCUCUGCUGCAAACAUAGCUGCUCCUCUGGAUGGCAUCGUAACGAUGCUUUCCCUGUCAUGGUGAUUGAGAGGCAAAAUGGAAAUGUGUUAGUGCAUCUCGGACCCAAGAUUCAGACCUAUCCUGAGGAGUUAAUCCGGCAGCGCUGUGGUCCCAAUGGGCACCUUGAAUACCUGAUUCGCUGGAACUGCCUCAGCCUGGAAAAUGGUACAGGAAGUAGACCUGGCACCUGUUCAGCAGAGAGCGGCAUGGAGAAUUUCCUGAUGUGGAUGUCGGCAGAUGAUGCCUAUGCCAACUGCCCAACCCUCUUAGGCAAGAGGACACCCAAGGAAGAGAGUUCGCGCAGAAUAUUCCCUCCCGAUGUCAUGUUGGAUGAAGCAUCUCUUUCGGAGAUGAAGGCCGAUGUCAGGAACUUAGUGCAGCGGGCUGCUUGGCAAAUGGCCAGCACCACAGUCCCUCAGUCCUCCAUCCUGAACACCAUUCAAGUGCUCAGUGCUUAUGCCAGCAUUGGCUCAUUGAUGGGGGUCUUCAAGGAAACGGGUGCCCUCAGUCUGCUGAUGAAGAUGCUGUGUAACGAGGAGGAGCAGGUCCGUCGCAGCGCAGGCAAGAUCCUGAGGGCUCUGGCUUCACAUGAUGCAGGGAGCCGAGCCUAUGUCCUCUUGUCCCUGAGCCGGCAGGAUGGCAUUGAACAACACAUGGACUUUGACAGCCGCUAUACCCUCUUGGAGCUGUUUGCAGAAACAACAUCCUCAGAAGAGCACUGCAUGUCCUUUGAGGGGAUUCCCCUUCCACAGAUUCCAGGGAAGCUGCUGUUUUCUCUGGUGAAGCGCUACCUAUGUGCCACCUCCCUCGUGGACAAACGCCAUAGCGGCACAGACCCAGGAGGGGAGCAUGCAACAUCUGAGCCCUCCAGUACGUGCUCCAGGGACAGCAAAAGGCUGCAGCGCGAGUUUGACUUCAGCAUGGCCAUGGCCAGCCUUAUUUCAGAGCUGGUGCAGGCCAUGGGCUGGGAUCGCGGUUGGCAGCUCCGGACUCUCAGCAGGAAGCCGCCUGGGGCAGUUCAGUCUAUCUUCCAGCCCCAGGCUCCCAGUGGCGCCACUGUCCCACCAGCCGCUCGGCUCCCCCAGAAGGAGACCGGCACUUUCAAACUGCGCUCGGCCUUCCCCAGUCGCAACAGCUAUGUGGAGUAUGUGCAGGAGAAGCUGGUGCGGGGCAUGCAUGUGCGCAUGUUGGAAGACUACGAGAAAGUCUGCGCGGGAGACGAAGGCGAGUUCCUCCAGAGCAAUGACGGCACGCCACCGAUCCAGGUUUACUGGGAGUCUCUGGGCCGCACAUACUGGGUGCAUUGGCACAUGGUUGAGAUCAUUGGUUCCUCGGGGCAUGCAGAUGAGAAAGCCCAAGAAAAGUUAACCAGCCUUACAGCCUCUCUGAGACGGGACACAGCUAACCAGGCAACGUACCGUAAACCCUUUGGGGGCCUAUACUCGGUGCCAUACCUGACGGAUCAUAUGAAGGAGAAAUCUGAGACUCUGAGCCGGGCCGAAUGGUGGGAGCUCCUCUUCUUUGUUAAGAAGCUGGAACAGCAGGAGCAGCAGGAAGUGGUCCAGAUCAUCCAACAGAACGAGAAGCUGCCAGAGCUAGACGAGGAAGGCCUGAUCCCGCUGUCUGUGUCCGUAGAGCUAGCUCAGAAAGUGCUCCAGUUCCUGAGCAGGCGCUGCCAGGGCAACGCCCAAAGUGACCUGCGCAGCUCCCACGUCUAUCUCAAGUAUUCCUCCAGCGAAGGAGGGACAGAGGGGCAGGAUGGCCAAAAGAUGGAUCUGGCCCCUGCGAAGUGUGGCGGCCUUUCCCAAGCUGUGGCGUCCAAAAAGAUAGAGGAGGACUCGCUGCCUGCUGAAGCGCCUUCUGCAGCUCCAUCCGUGGAAGAGAAAACAGACACCCAGCUGGUUCAUGAGCUCCUCAGAGUGGAAGGACUUUCCUACCCAGACACACUGGAUGAGAAGACCAAAGCUUUCUGCAGUGUGAAGCUGGUCGGGAAGAAGAGCACCAUUGAGCAGCUCUCCAAUGCCUUGGAAAUGAUCCAGAAGCCCAGCUGUGACGCCGAGCAGCAGAUGGCCGGCCUCAGAUUCGCCAUCAGCAUCUUGGAGGAGGAGCUUGAGCGAGAGAGGCAAGAGAAGCAUGUCGUCAGGAUGGAGUGUGAGGUCUCCAGAAGGGAGAAAACGGGGAGGCUGCUGGUGGAGCUGCUAAGUCACGGAGCGGAGGAGAAGCUGGUGAUGGUGUUGGCACUACAGAUGCUGUGCAGGUUCAUGGCCAAGUACGACUGGCGGGUCCUCUUUGCCCUCGGAGGGGGGCUGCGCUCCGUGCUACAGUGCAUGCAGAAGCACUCCGCGUCUGCGUCGGUGCAGCAGGCUGGCUUAGCGGCGUUGAAGAUACUUUUGGGAGCUGGGAACUGUGAGCUACCAGGAGGCUGCGAGAAGCACUACCCUCUGAAACCCUCAGAUGCCCGGGCAAUGCAAGAGAUCUUUGCCGGCGUCGGUCCUGCUUCCAGCAAGGUCCCUGGCAAUUUGCUCUGCGCUGUCCCUGCUGCGAUCGAGAAGAUGCUGAGCACGCCUGGGUCCUCGGCAGCAGUUCGGAACGGGCUUCUGGUGCUCAACCGAUUGAUCGACUACCACAAGGGCCUGGCGGAGCAGCUGGAAAACGGUGACCUCCACGUGGUCCUGCAGAGCUGCUGCCGAGCCGGCCAGAGCUGCAACGAGAGGCUGGCUCGGGUAGUGCUCAGCCGCUUGGCUGGACGUACGCCGCCCCUGAGCCAGGAGGACGCAGUCUCUGCAGCCUCCUUUGGCCUGAAGGACAUUGAUGUUCCCAAACUGCUGAGCAGUUUGCACACCAGCAGUGUUUGCAAGGAGAUGGUGCUGGCUCUGGAGGGCUGCAUUUGUGGCCAGGGUGCCUUCCCCGUGGGAAACAGCUGUGAGUUUCUGGCAGACGUACUUCUGCUCAAAGACUUGGUGCCACUGGGAUCGGAGAAGGACGUGCUGCUCGGAACGCUAAGGCUUUUGAACAAGUUUCUGGACAGUUCCUGGGAAGAUUCAGUGCCCUGGCAUAAGUGCAUUGAGUCUUGCCUGUCUUCCAUGACUGCCCACCUAAAUGAUCAAGAGGUUGUCCAGGAGUCCAUUGAGUUCCUUCAUCACUUGGCAACCCUGGACAGAGACUGUGCAGUUUCCAUGUGCUGCCUGCGUACCGAGGAAGCCUUGGCCAAAGUCGUGGAGAAGCAUGGCUCCGGUCUCCCAUGGGUGACGGAACUGGGCGACCUCGUGAGCAAGUGCGAGAAGUACGCCGGCCUCUAUAAGAAGAUGACCGCCAGCAUCCUGGCUGGCUGCAUCCAGGUGGUUCUGGGUCAAAUAGAAGAACACAGGCAGACCCACCAGCCUAUCAACAUCCCAUUCUUCGAUGUGUUCUUGCACAGUCUUUGCCAAGGCUGCAGCACGGAGGUCAAGGACGACAAGUGUUGGGAGAGGGUGGAAGUCUCCUCCAACCCUCAGCAAGCCAGCAAGCUGACGGACGGGAACCCCAAGACCUACUGGGAGUCUAAUGGCAGCAGCACCUCCCACCAUAUCAACAUCUAUAUGCAUCGUGGGGUAGUUAUCCGGCAGAUGUCUCUGUUGGUGACCAGCGAGGAUUCCAGCUACAUGCCAGCGCGUGUUAUGGUCAUGGGAGGGGAGAGCGCAGCCAGCGUCAGCAUCAAGCUCAAUACGGUGACUGUCCCGCCAUCAGCCAGCAGAGUGAUCCUCCUGGAGAACCUGAACUGCUUCUGGCCCAUCAUACAGAUCAAGAUCAAGCGCUGUCAGCAGGGGGGCAUUGACACUCGCGUGCGUGGCAUCGAGGUGCUGGGUCCCAAGCCCACCUUCUGGCCCAUCUUCAAGGAGCAGCUGUGCCGGCGCACGUACCUCUUCUACACCACCAAGGCGCACACCUGGUGCCAGGAAAUCUCGGAAGACCGGAUGCAGCUGCUGCAGCUCUUCAACAGGUUGAACAGUGCCUUGCGCCACGAGCAGGUCUUUGCCGACCGCUUCCUUCCCGACGACGAAGCUGCCCAGGCCCUGGGCAAGACCUGCUGGGAGGCUCUGAUCAGCCCUUUGGUGCAGAGCAUCACCACUCCAGAUCCCAGCGGCAUCAGCCCCCUUUCCUGGCUCCUGAGCCAAUACCUGGAGAACCUGGAGGCGUCCCGGAGCGCCAAAAGCCGGGCGGCCAUCUUCAACUCUCGCGUCCGGCGCCUGAGCCACCUGCUGGUGCACGUGGACUCCAGCAGCCCUGAGCCUGAGGAGCUCAAGCCCCCUGUGAAAUCCAACGGGAAGAACGGGAAGAACAAAGAGUCGAGUUCUGGGGCCGUCAAGGCAGCCGUGAAGAAGCCCAGCAGCACUACUGGCAUCACCCAGUGCUGGAAAGGGGUGGUCCAGCAGCAGGUGAAGCUGUUCCUGGAGUCCUCCUGGCAGGCCUCGGACUUUGUGGAGCGCUACUGCAACACCUACCUGCGCCUCCGCACCGCCAUGGAGGAGCUUUUUGGGCAGCAGAUGUCCUUCAUGCUGGCCCUGUGCCACGGCUUCUCGGGGGGUCUGCUGCAGCUCUCCUUCCUGACAGCCAUGCACGUGAGUGAGCAGUUUGCCCGCUACAUCGACCGGUGGAUCCAGAAGAGCUGGGCGGACUCUGGCAACGUGGAGACUCUGCGGCGCCUGCAGCAGAGCCUGGAGCCCGUCCUCUUCCUGGCAGGCCUGGAGUUGGCCAACACCUUUGAGCACUUCUACCGGUACUACCUGGGAGACCGGCUCCUGUCGCAGGGCAAGACGUGGCUGGAGUGUGCCGUGGUGGAGCACAUUGGGCUGUGCUUCCCCAACCGUUUCCCCCAGCAGAUGCUGAAGAACCUGAGUGAGCUGGAGGAGCAGCAGCAGCAGUUCCACCUCUUCCAGCUGGAGCAGCUCGACAAGCACCUGCUGGAGCUCGACCAGGAUGGGAACUGGGAGGCGGAGGAGGAGAUGGAGGAAGGCGAGAUGGUGCAGGCACAGCAGUUGUUCUCUCGGGAGGAAGAGGCCGAGGUGAAGGUGCUGGCGUUGUCUCCACGCUGUUGGACCAUCUCCUCGUUCUGCUACCUGGAGGAUCCUACCAGGUUCUUCCCAGAAUCCCUCAGUCAGCACCUGAGCAAGUUUGCUGACUUCUACACCCAGAGUCAGAGCCGCUUUGGGCUGGAGCACACCAAGCCGCGGCGUUUGCAGUGGACGUGGCUGGGCCACGCGGAGCUUGAGUACCAGGGCUGCCUCCUGCAUGUCUCUACCCUGCAGAUGUACAUCCUCCUCUGCUUCAACACUGCCGAGGAGGUUUCUGUGGAAAGGCUCUUUCAAGCCACAGGUCUCUCCCCUGAGCUCCUCAACUGUGCGCUGAAACCUCUGACGGCGAAUGCAAUCUUGACCCAGAGCCAGGAUAUCUUGAGGCUGAGUGAGGGGACACUGGCCCUAGCGCCCAGCCAGCGCCUGUGGCUGUUGCCCAAGCAGACCUACUUCAAUGUGGAAGAGAACGAGGGCGGGGCUCUGGAGAGGAAGAGGAACGCCAUCUGCUGCCUCCUUCUCGAGAUCCUGAAAGAGGAGAGAGAGCUGCACAUCGACAGCCUGGUGUUCAGGGUGAUAGAUGCCUGCCAGAAACCAAAGCCGGCCUCGGUCCCAAAGUUCUCCAGCUUCUGCUGCAGCAGCGCUGAUGUCCUGUCCUGCGUGCUCCACCUGCUAAACCAGGGCUCCAUCCAGCGCCGGGAAGACCACCCACAUCUCUUGCAGUGCGUCUCCAAGAAGCCCCCCGCCCUGCCGGCACCAAGGAACCAGCCUCAAGUAGUGUUCCAGACCGUUGAGAUAAAAAAAGCACCCACUGCGCCCUGCCCAGAAAAGAGACAGGCCUUCUCUACAUUUAGGUAGAACUGGCUGUUGGCAUUCUGACAUAGCUGCCCAGAAUGCUGCCUUCCUGCAUGGGAUUGAGAGAGCGGCCCUUGCUUUUCGACGCAACGGCAAGGAGGGCAAUGGGCGUUGUUUUUGCUCCACGGCUGACUCCGACUCCUCCGAAUAGGAGGAUCGCAAGCUGCCUUUUCAGCGGAGAGCAAAGUGUGCUUGCGGUGGGCAGAGCUGGCUCCCUCCUGCAAGGAGAAACUAGCCAAGCUGUCGCAAGCAGCUGCUUCCAGAAGGUGGAUGUGUUUUAUUCAAGCCACUACCUGGCUGCUGUAGGCCUCCUGGGCUAGCAGCCGGCCUGUUAUUCGGUGCAAUAGGAUGCAACGCAGACUGGUUGGUAAGCAGCCACAGCCUUUCCUGAAUGUCCAGAGUCACUUGUGGGUUAUACACUGGGUUGUAUAACCCAGGCGACUCGGGAAGCGUCUUCUCCAGAUGAUAUACUUGCCUUAUUUCCCCCCCGUGUCAAAUUGCCUUGCAAACAUGGCCAAGGUGGAAGGAUUGCUUCCUUCCCCCUCACUGGAAACGUGAUCUUUUGAUUCAUGCCCCUGGCCUUAGGGGAGGAGCAUCUCCCAUCCUUGCAUGUUCGUUUGGCUGCUGGACAAACCUCACUGAGCUGUUACAACAUGGUGUCCUCUAGAUGAUGUUGGCACUAGCCACUCCCGACAGCUGCAGCCAAGAUAGCGAGUGGUCCAGGAUCUUCAGGAGUUGUAGUCCGUCGUCAUCUAAAGUGCCUCCUGUUGGCUGCAUGUGCUCUGAUUUCUUUACGACAUCCUUUCGGUGCGUAAGACAGGACAUCCGGCCUAGCCUUUGUGUAGGAAUCUAGCGCUGGUGUAUUUAUUUUUUAUUUAUUUUUAAUGCAUUUUGUGUUCUCGUUUUAUAUUUUUGUGCUGUGAACUGCCUUGGGAUCUCUGGACGACGGGUGGUAUGCAAAUGUAAUAAAUAAUAAUCACAAUAA